This is a messenger RNA of Penicillium paradoxum, 1056 nucleotides long. RefSeq names its product SRPBCC family protein. The record is from RefSeq and is a predicted model, not a curated record. Lineage: Eukaryota; Fungi; Ascomycota; Eurotiomycetes; Eurotiales; Aspergillaceae. The coding region runs from base 1 to 1056 and encodes 351 amino acids. The transcript has 2 exons.
AUGCCAAUCAUUCAACUUGAACCACACAUGUUCACCAGCCUGCCCCAUCAUCUAGAUCUUCCAGGAGAAGCCAACACCAUUGACCUACAGGGGUUCAUUCGCGCGACCCUGGAGGAAGCUCGGCCUCUUCUAAACAACUUCCCAUCAUCAUUAAAAGCAGACCGCAAGCUUCGCUCUUCUCCCCCCUCCAAAGCAAAAGUAAAAGUCUCACAGGGAUGGCGAACUCUCCCAGCCUUCGAGCAAGGCUCGCUGCCCAAAAGAGAGUUCUGGGUAUGUCGCCAAAGCGAGCACCAAGACUCGAACCAUGAGGAUGGGACAGUCUCCUGGUGGGAAUUCCACGAUGGAUUGCGAAACAACCACGCCGAACACGAGAUGGAGUAUACGCCUAGCGUGUCAAGCGUACAUCAACUACUGACAUGGAGCGAAUCCGAUGAAUGGAAUCCCAACAGAGCGAUCCACAUUGCGGACAGAAGUUACAAUCAGUUCACAGUCGAACUCAACCUCAUAGUCCAUGCAUUCCACCCACAGGCGCUCAUCCGGCCCCGAGCUUUCAUAUCCUGGACCAUGUCAGCAACCUUCAUCGACGCAUAUUCACUAACCAGGGUUGAACAAGACCCCGAAGAAGCCACUCGGGCAGCAGAAGGCUUUAUUACCAUACAGGUCCCAUUCUAUUUGACUAAGCCUGCCGCCCCGGGAACUCGAUAUGAGGGGCUCUAUGCACAAAUCAUGAACGCCGUCCCGCCGCGGACAAUCUUCGCUUCCUAUGCAAGUGUCGAACAGGCUGAGCUUGUCGCUCCUGCUCCACCUGAGUCUACAAAGCCUUCUUCUUCAACUAAUCUGAAUGCACCUGUUACGCUUCCUGGUCGUUACAUCCGGUGGACCAUGGCAACCACUUCUGAAGCAGGUGGGAGCAUCCCAAAGUGGGUUCAGCGGAGUUGGUCCCUUGGCGGAGUGCCGCGGGCUGUUGUUGCUGAUGUGGGGCUGUUCAUCGACUGGACCAUCAAACGGAGAGAAGAGAGGAGACUAGAAGACGAUGCUCAAGUGGAAGAGAUCUAG